This is a messenger RNA of Laetiporus sulphureus 93-53, 482 nucleotides long. RefSeq lists its product as uncharacterized. The coding region runs from base 57 to 482 and encodes 141 amino acids. The transcript is spliced from 4 exons. NCBI's taxonomy places the organism in Eukaryota, Fungi, Basidiomycota, Agaricomycetes, Polyporales, Laetiporaceae. The record is from RefSeq and is a predicted model, not a curated record.
CUUUUCACGAACAUAAACGACCCACUGAUUCAUCUGCGCACUCGAUCAUAAUCAUCAUGGGCAUCCUCAUCUCGUUCUUUGUCGGAACUGUGGCAGCUAUGAUCGGCGUCUUCGAGCUGGUCUUUUUUGGCCUCGCAUGUCUGAUCGCCGCAAUCCUGUGCUGCGGCUUCUGUGAGGCGUGCUGUGGGCCGCCGCGGGGAGCAGGAGCGGGGGUAGGAGGGCCUGGGGUGGUAGGGGCAGGGACGACAACGAGGGCCAGGAGACGAGGAUGGGGGUUCGGACGCAGGAAGGCUCGCCAGGGCGCCGGGACCAGAGAAGGUCCUGAGAUGACUGGGGCGGGCUGGGAGACGGGUACGGAGAUGGUAACGCCCGCGUGGAGGCCUCGAUGCAGCCCACUUAAUGACGGCCUAGCAAUAAUUUCUUGGUCGAGCAGGUUGAGAAUCGCUUGGUGGAGUCUGUUCGGUGUUCAAUGCAGUCAAUAG